This is a messenger RNA of Pelecanus crispus (Dalmatian pelican), 1203 nucleotides long. RefSeq names its product transmembrane protein 74 (gene TMEM74). The record is from RefSeq and is a predicted model, not a curated record. Lineage: Eukaryota; Metazoa; Chordata; Aves; Pelecaniformes; Pelecanidae.
AUGGCUUGCAUGGAGCUUCUCUACCUGGCCGAGGAGGGCAGGCAGGCGCCCCUGGGCACCGCUGCUGGCUGGAGCCUGCCAUCCCCUCCCUACGAGCAGCAGCAGCAGCGUGAGGGAGGUGAGGUGGACCCCAGAGCAGCUGCUGCGGUGGCAGCCCUGCACUGCAAAAGGCAUUGCAAGCCCUUGCAGAGGGGCCCUGUUGCAGCUGAGCCCCCCCCGGCACCCCAGCCCUCCUCCCCGGGCACCUCUCCCCGGGAGCACCCUGCACCCCCCGGCACCUCCCAGCCCUGCCACCCGCCCGAGCGCUUGCCUGGGGAAGAGGAUGGAGGGAAGAAGAAAGCCUGCUGCUGUGCCCAGGAACUCGAGACGUCAUUCACCUAUGUGGACGAAAAUGUAAACCUGGAGCAUGCAAGAAGUCCCCCCAGUCCUGCGGGCGGCCGGUGCCAGGAUGCCCCUCUGCAGCAGCGUUCCUGCAGGGAGCUGCCACCCGAGUGGGUGCACGAUUCUCCUUCCCUGGUCUCUGAGGAGGACGAUGCUGCCUCGGAGGUGGCGGCCGGGAAAUCCGUGGACUACGGGUUCAUUAGUGCCAUUUUGUUCCUAGUUAGUGGCAUUUUGCUGGUGAUCAUUUCCUACGUGGUACCCAGAGACGUGACUGUGGAUCCCAACACCGUGGCUGCCCGGGAGAUGGAGAGGCUGGAGAACGAGAGCGCUAGGAUCGGGGCUCACUUGGACCGCUGUGUUAUUGCCGGGCUGUGUCUCUUAACCCUGGGGGGAGUGGUGCUCUCCAGCCUGCUGAUGAUGUCCAUGUGGAAGGGGGAGCUGUACCGGAGGAGCCGGUUUGCGUCCUCCAAGGAGUCUGCAAAGCUCUAUGGGUCUUUCAAUUUCAGAAUGAAGUCUGGUGCAAACGAUAAUAUGCUCGAGCUGUCGUUAGUUGAGGAAGAUGUGCUUGCCAUAGAUAAUUAGCGUGGUCAUGAUUUUUAAGGCAGCAUUUCUACAGGAAAAUACGUUUCAUUAAAGAAAACAGAUGUGGCUAAAGAUAGCUGGUGAUGCAGUUUAUUUGUCUGAGAAGAAUGGUUUUUUCUUAAGCUCUAUAAUCGAAUGUUUGCAGUAUAUGAGCACUUGUUGUAAAGGGAAAACUUGCCAGAGAAAAUGCAACUGAUAUAAAAUAAUGAAAACCACUGAAUAAAAAGAGAUUUGUGAUAA